GAUGGGAACUAGGAGUGGAAGCUAUCCUCCUUUCUUUCAGCGGGAGUGCUCCUCAAGACUCAGCCCCACCCUUAGAAAAGAUGUUUUCCCUGAAGAUCUUUUGCCUGGCCCUGAGUGUGGUGGGCACAGUCUGGACUGGAAAUGUCCAGGAAGGUGAAUUUAUAGCUGAAGGAGGAGGUGUGCGUGGCCCAAGAAUUGUGGAAGGACAUCACUCUGUGUGCAAAGAGACAGACUGGCCCUUCUGCUCUGAUGAAGACUGGAACUACAAAUGCCCUUCUGGCUGCAGGAUGAAAGGGUUAAUCGAUGAAGUCAAUCAAGAUUUUACGAACAGAAUUAAUAAGCUCAAAAAUUCACUAUUUGAUUAUCAGAAGAACAAUAAGGACUCUAGUUUACUGACAGGGAAUGUAAUGGAACUUGUGAGAGGGGAUUUUGCCACCGGUAACAACAAUGAUAAUACAUUUAGCCAAGUGUCAGAAGAUCUGAGAAGCAGAAUUGAGAUCCUGAAGCGCAAAGUCUUGGAACAAGUACAGCAUAUCCAACUUCUGCAGAAAAAUGUCAGGGAUCAACUGAUAGAUAUGAAACGACUGGAGGUGGACAUUGAUAUUAAGAUCCGAUCUUGCCAAGGGUCGUGCAGUAGGGCUUUAGAACGUAGGACAGAUCUAAAGUACUACGAAGAUCAGCAGAAGCAACUUGAACAAGUCAUUGCCAAAGACUUACUUCCCUCUAGAGAUACGCAAUAUUUACCACAGCUGAAAAUGCGCACAGCUCCAGAUAUGAUUCCUGGGGAGUACAAGCACCAGCUUCAGAAGGCCCCUGCAGAAUGGAAGGCACUCAUGGAAACGCAGCAGAUGAAAAUAACGUUAGAGAGGUCUGGUACAGAUGGGAAUGCCCCAGGAGACUCUGUAUCGCAUGGAACGGGAUCAGUGCCUGAAAGCCCUAGGAAUCCUGGGAGCUCCACACCUGGAAGUUCUGGCACUUGGAACCCUGGGAGCUCCGGACCUGGAAGCUCGGGUGCUUGGAACCCUGGGAGCUCUGGACCUGGAAGCUCGGGCGCUUGGAACCCUGGGAGCUCUGGACCUGGAAGCUCUGGACCUGGAAGCUCGGGCGCUUGGAACCCUGGGAGCUCUGGACCUGGAAGCUCCGUACCUGGAAGCUCAGGCGCUUGGAACCCCGGGAGCUCCGGACCUGGCAGUGGCAGCACCUGGAACGCCGGCAGCUCUGGAGUUAGCAGUGCGGGUACUUGGAACACGGAGAGUGCCAGCUCUUGGAGCACUGGAACUGGCAGUGGCGGCUCUUGGAGCUCUGGAACUCCUCAGCCUGGAAGUUUUAGGCCAGAUAGCUUAGGGCAUGGGGACACCAGGCCUACCAAGCAAGAGUGGGGCACGUUUGAAGAGGUGUCAGGAAGUGUAUCUCCAGGGACAAAGAAAGAGUACCACACGGGCAAACUGGUCACUUUUAAAGGAGAUAAAGAGCUUCCUUUUGGUAAUGAGAAGGUCGCCUCUGGUAGCACGACCACCACUCAUCGUGCAUGCUCUAAAACUGUCACUAAGACAGUUAUAGGUCCUGAUGGUCGCAAAGAAGUGAUCAAAGAAGUGGUAAACUCCGAAGAUGGUUCUGAUUGUGACUUCUCCCAUGCUUUUUCUGGUAGCCUAGGGGAUCUCCAUUCUAGACACCCUGACUUGGCAAGUUUCUUUGAAUCUGCCUCAACUGGAAGCAAAUUUUCGAGUCUACUCACACCUACGUUAAGAGAGUUUGAAAGUAAGACCCAGUCUAUGGGCUCGGAAUCUGACAUAUUCACACACUUAGGGGAACACGAGCUCCCUUCCAGUGGUAAAACUUCAACUCACAGCAAACAGUUGGUAACCACUAGUAAGACUUACAACAGAGGAGACUCCACAUUUGAAAGCAAGAGCUUUAAAGUGGCAGGUGAGGCCGGAAGUGAAGCGGAACACGAAGUCAGAGGAGCAUAUACCACCAAAAGAGGCCAUGCUAGAGCUCGCCCUGCCAGAGACUGUGAUGAUGUCCUCCAAACACAUCCUGCAGGUGCCCAAAGUGGUAUUUUCAAUAUCAAGCUACCCGGAUCCAGUAAGAUUUUUUCUGUUUAUUGUGAUCAAGAGACCAGUUUGGGAGGAUGGCUUUUGAUCCAGCAAAGAAUGGAUGGAUCACUGAAUUUUAACCGGACCUGGCAAGACUACAAGAGAGGUUUCGGCAGUCUGGAUGACAAGGGGGAAGGAGAAUUCUGGCUAGGCAAUGAAUACCUCCACUUACUGACCCUAAGGGGCUCUGUCCUUCGGGUUGAAUUAGAGGACUGGGCUGGGAAUCUGGCUUAUGCAGAAUAUCACUUGAGGGUAGGCUCUGAGGCAGAAGGCUAUCCCCUGCAGGUCUCCUCCUAUGAGGGCACAGCAGGCGAUGCUCUGAUUGAGGGUUCCGUAGAGGAAGGAACAGAGUAUACUUCUCAUGCUGGCAUGCAGUUCAGCACCUAUGACAGGGAUGCAGACCUGUGGGAAGAGAACUGCGCAGAAGUCUACGGAGGAGGUUGGUGGUACAACAGUUGCCAAGCAGCCAAUCUCAAUGGCAUCUACUACCCUGGGGGCUCCUAUGACCCAAGGAACAACAGUCCUUAUGAGAUUGAGAAUGGAGUGGUCUGGGUUCCCUUCAGAGGUGCAGAUUAUUCCCUCAGGGCUGUUCGCAUGAAAAUCAGGCCCCUGGUGACCCACUCGGAGCAGAAGUGAGAGUAAUCUGUUUUCUUUGUUUAGUGAAGUGGAGAAAGAGUAAGGAAGAUAAAGGAGUCAAGAUUCUUUACAAUCUAUUAAAAAAUUCACAGGUGCUAUUUUAUUACUCUUUGUACUGUAUCCAAAUGUAACUGAGACAUUUUACUACUUAAAAAAAUAAAGUUAUAUGAGUUUUUUUAUCCUUAAA
Messenger RNA from Leopardus geoffroyi (Geoffroy's cat), 2919 nucleotides. It is a transcript of the gene FGA, whose product is annotated as fibrinogen alpha chain. The transcript is spliced from 6 exons. Gene Ontology annotation, cellular component: fibrinogen complex. Bases 81 to 2732 code for a protein of 883 amino acids. Gene Ontology annotation, biological process: negative regulation of endothelial cell apoptotic process; positive regulation of ERK1 and ERK2 cascade; negative regulation of extrinsic apoptotic signaling pathway via death domain receptors. Gene Ontology annotation, molecular function: extracellular matrix structural constituent; signaling receptor binding. NCBI's taxonomy places the organism in Eukaryota, Metazoa, Chordata, Mammalia, Carnivora, Felidae. The record is from RefSeq and is a predicted model, not a curated record.